UUUCAGACGCGCUGCAUCAUUCCAUCUUGCAUUGCCAUGGCGGCUGCAGGGCCAAUGCCGCCGUCGCUCGGUCCAGAGCAGGCGGCGUUAGAUCAAGACAGCAACGUCUCGAGUCCCCUGAGUGACGUGGAUGACGGGGACGAGGAUGACUCCUCACUCGAGGCCAUGCACAUCGAUUCCAGCCGCCACAGAGAAGAAGACGGCCAAGCGUCUGAUUCUGACAGCAACCUCUCCGAAGCGAACGAUACCGAGGCGGAAACUGAACGCCUGUACGAUACCCCUCAAUCCGACCGACACCGGGACGUGAUCGCCAGGCAAUACAGUGAUACCCAAAUAUUUCAGAGCACUCCAAGCAAGCUCCAGAAGACGUUUUCUGUCGUCGAUGGUGCAGGAGACGGAGACGAUGAUUUGUCUGACCGCGACGUCUCGAUGACACCGAGUCGUCGUGGCGAGACAGCAUCACCCACUAAACCUGGCAAGUUCGUCGAAAGCACGCCUGAGCGAGACAGCCAGGACUCUUCGGAGAGCAAGAAGCGGAAACGGUCGCUCGGCGCCGAACAAUCCGAUUCCGACCAACCCCUCAGAAAGCGUACCAGCUCAAUGGCUGCCUCCGACCGACUCAAACACAUGGCCUCUCGCGAGGACGGGGAGGAAGACGACGAGCUAUCAACACACCCCAGUGGUAACAUUACUGGCGCGGAGUCUGGGAUCGAAGACACACACGAGCCUCCGCCCAUAGGGAAGCCCAAGACGGUACGCCAGACUGCCAGUCCAAGCAAAAGGUCCACCGCUACAAAAAAGGCCACGCGAAAUGGCAGCAAGCGUAGGGCCGGCGAUUCUGCAGACGAUGGACAUCAGGAGACCGACACUCACGAAGAAGGGACCGCCGCCGACGACGAAGCAGAUCAGCACGCCGAGGAUGGGGCCGAAGCCGAAGCAGAAGAGGAGGCAGAGGCUGCGGCAAGAGAUGCCGAAGAACGUAAGAGAGUUGAAAGGAAACAGGCUGCAUUGGAAGAGUGGAACGAGCUCGAGGCGAAAUUCGGCCUCUUCCGUGAACGUCUCUACAAGGAUCGCUUAGAACAUCUCGAGAUGGAGGAACAGUCCCUCCGGGCCGAGCCACCGACACACUCAGAGUAUCUUCUCAUGAAACAAUGCCUAGACGAACGUCUCGAAGCGAGACUCCGACAAAUCAAUAAAGAGCACGAACUGGUUAUAGCGGCGCUGGAACGAGUGGCGGUCGCGCGCAAGGGGCAGAUCUGGGGCCAGUUCUACCAAGGCGUAAGGGAGAAGAGGGGGCAAUGCCUUGAAUCACUCAACCGAGAGUGGUUCGCGACGCAGAACGCACGACGAAGCGCACAUAGCGUGCCGGAAUAUGGCAUCCACUUCCCUGGCGACCCUGCCCAGCGCACGAGGAACGCGGUGGCAUACAAUACGGAGGUUUCGUACCUCUCAGGGCUCGCGAAACACGAGGGCUUCCCUGCGGUGCCCGCCAUACUUGGGGCGAGCAGUGCGGAGAUGGAGGAAGACUUUGAAGCCAUGAGGGUAGGUCGCAGGGUUACGGGUUGCGGGUUGCGGGUUGCGGGGGGCGUCCAGUCAUAAGUGCUAAUGUGCCCUGCUAGCGAUUCUCGCGUCCCCCGCAACAGGCGUCGGCGCAGCCAUUGGAAGAGUACCCGGCCAUGUCGCUCGGCGGCAACCUCGGUCCAGCAGGCGAACAGUUCA
Molecule: messenger RNA, 1719 nt
Organism: Sodiomyces alkalinus F11
Lineage: Eukaryota; Fungi; Ascomycota; Sordariomycetes; Glomerellales; Plectosphaerellaceae
Exons: 3
Coding region: 37-1599 (520 amino acids)
Biological process (GO): negative regulation of transcription by RNA polymerase II
Cellular component (GO): Sin3-type complex
Molecular function (GO): histone deacetylase binding
Source: RefSeq, a predicted model, not a curated record